GUUUGAAUCGUAUUUUACUAAAUAGGGGCCCUGUCUGUAGCAAUGGUACUAGUACAUCGCUGCGCAGUCAGUCUCAAAAUCAAUCUGGCUGAAUUAUACAGCUUUUGUUUAUUUACACAUGUUCAUUCUCUGUUUAAUACUUGGAUGUCGGCUGGAUGCUGCCCAAAUAAGAAGUGAAAAUGAAUGUCCAUUGCAGAUCUGUGUAUUUUUAGAGAAAGCUUUCCGGGUACCGGUUUACCUGAAGACGUAACAUUUUCUAUCAAGAGGAUGUCUGUAUCUGUGAUAAUAAAAUGGGGCGGACAAGAAUACUCAAUAACUACACUGUCGGAUGAAGACACAGUGCUUGACCUUAAGCAGUCUAUCAAAUCCCUAACGGGGGUUCUUCCUGUCAGACAAAAACUGUUGGGGCUGAAAGUAAAAGGUAAACCUGCAGAAGAUGAUCUUAAACUGGGCACACUUAAGUUGAAACCGAAUACAAAGAUCAUGAUGAUGGGGAGCAGAGAGGAGAGCUUGGAAGAUGUUCUGGCUCCUCCUCCUGAAAAUGAGGAUGUCGUCAAUGAUUUUGAUAUAGAAGAGGAAGUUGUAGAAGUAGAAAACAGGGAAGAAAACCUGGCAAAAAUAGCCCGCAGAGUUAAAGAAUAUAAGGUAGAGGUUUUAAACCCACCUCGCGAGGGCAAAAGUCUGCUUGUAUUAGAUGUGGACUACACCCUGUUUGACCACAAAUCUUGUGCGGAGACGGGGUUAGAGUUAAUGAGACCGUAUCUUCAAGAGUUUCUCACGUCCGCGUAUGAAGACUAUGAUAUUGUUAUCUGGUCUGCUACCAGCAUGAAGUGGAUUGAAGCUAAAAUGAAAGAGCUUGGAGUGACAAACAACCCAAACUACAAGAUAACCUUCAUGCUAGACAGUGCUGCUAUGAUCACUGUGCAUACCCCUAAAAGAGGUGUGGUGGAGGUUAAGCCUCUGGGUGUAAUAUGGGGCAAGUAUGCAGAGUUCUAUAACAAGAAAAAUACUAUCAUGUUUGAUGAUAUUGGAAGGAACUUUCUGAUGAAUCCACAGAAUGGACUAAAGAUUAAACCCUUUAUGAAAGCACAUUUAAACCGUGAAAAAGACAAGGAGCUUCUCAAGCUGUCCCAGUAUCUCAAAGAAAUUGCAAAGCUUGAGGACUUCUCAGAGCUCAACCACAAGCACUGGGAGAGGUAUCUUUCGAAGAAGCAGAGCCAAUAGAACGUAUCAGAGAUGACCCUCUUGUGGACCAUUCUUUACAGGGAGUAGUGCUGGACACUGAAGAAAAUGCCCAAGCUACUGCUGUUUCAUUAUUCCACAUUCAGGAUUCCCUGCAUUCUCUUCUGCUGUACAUAAAUACAAGCAGGAAAACAUGUUUUUAUCACAGAUCCUGAAGGAUUUUCUGCCAGUACGGUUUUCAUUAAUCUGGACAAUAUCAUCAAUGUGACACAAACCUGCCUGUAUAUUAAGGUUACAGGUAUAUUUGCAUCCUAAUACUUUGGUGCUUUUCACAAGUGUAAAGACAUCAUUAUGUGCCCAAAGGAAAUCCCCCCCGCCAGAGAGUCACACACAUGCGCUGAAGUACUUAAAAUACAGUAAGAUGGUAUCAAGUUAUCAAUUCUUUUUUUUAUUUUUGUUGUUAUACUGUUUGCAUUUUGCAAGUGGUAUUCACCCAGUAAGGCCAUUUGAAAGCCAAUUUUACUCGCACUUUGGGUAAAUAUAUUUCUCAGUAAAAAAUUGAAGCAAUAAACUUUAAAGGGUUUGUAAUCCUGACUGAGUUUAGAAUAUGGAGUUCUGUUAAAAUACACGUUUGAAUCGGUCAGAUGGCGGAUCAGGGUUGAGAUAUAUCAAGCCACAAUGUAAUGAGAUGGUUUAUUUCAACGUGUAGCACUGUCUGGUUCAGAUUUCAUUUGUUAUUGGUUUACAAAUGUUAAAGAUUUCUAAAAUCUCUUUUUGUGGUUUUUGUUUUGUUUUGUUUUUUGUAGCCACAUUUGGAGUUUAUUCAAGUAAUAAUAGUAUUUGGUCUAUUUUUGUAAGACCACACAAGCAUCAUAUUCCAGCAGAUCCUCUUUAAUGAUUUGUGGUCAGGAAUUAAACUAUUAAAACAUAUUGGCAAAAGGACCCCUGGAAACUAGGGAUGUCUGGGGCAUUUUAGUCUUUGCGUUAGGAAAAAAGCUCCAGUUUCCAGUGUUAACAUAAUUUCGAUGUUUUGUUUAACAUCAUGUAAUCGAAGAGACUACAAAAUGAUACAGCAAAAGUACCGGAAGCCAUAAUAGUAGUACAGUAUUUCAUGUCAGAUUUUGAAAUGUCACAUUUUUAUAUUUUUGCCACUAUAUGAAAAACUACAAUGUGGUAUGUGAUUCAAUAUGUUAACAUAACAUUGUUCAGCAGGUUUAAUUCGACUUAUGAAUCAAAAUUAGAUACAAUUCUAUAGGGUGAUGCAAAACGUUUGCCCAUAGCCGUACGUCCAUAUGCAUCUACUGGCCCGCUUGUGCAUUAUGUAUAUGGCUCCCUAUGUCUGGUUUAAAUGUCAGAUACUUGGCUAAUCCUGUUAGCUGAAAUGCUGAACUGUACAGUAUGUUCUUUCGGUGUAAUUAAAUGAUUUACAUGAGCAUCCUUCAUCCAUAACAUUAGACAUUCAAUCACAAUAUAUAAAUAACCCUUAACGAAACGGCUUAGAACAGUAGACAAAAAAAACAUUGUAAUUGGACUAAGGUGUUUUGUUUGUUUGUUUGUUCUUAAUGUCACCAAAGCUGCAAUUUCCCUUAUAAAUAAAUCUUUCAUGCUGUAGGUUUUUGUGGUUCAUGUAUGUACGUCUGUGUGUGUGUGCGUAUGUGUAUGUGUGUAUGUAUGUAUGUGUGUGUGUGUGUGUAUAUAUAUAUAU
Acipenser ruthenus (sterlet) is the source of this 2887-nucleotide messenger RNA. Its product is annotated as ubiquitin-like domain-containing CTD phosphatase 1. The transcript is spliced from 11 exons. The record is from RefSeq and is a predicted model, not a curated record. The coding region runs from base 184 to 1224 and encodes 346 amino acids. Gene Ontology annotation, cellular component: nucleus. Gene Ontology annotation, molecular function: protein binding; protein serine/threonine phosphatase activity. Gene Ontology annotation, biological process: protein dephosphorylation. NCBI's taxonomy places the organism in Eukaryota, Metazoa, Chordata, Actinopteri, Acipenseriformes, Acipenseridae.